Molecule: messenger RNA, 1212 nt
Organism: Diaporthe batatas
Lineage: Eukaryota; Fungi; Ascomycota; Sordariomycetes; Diaporthales; Diaporthaceae
Exons: 1
Coding region: 44-1156 (370 amino acids)
Source: RefSeq, a predicted model, not a curated record
CAGGUGUCCGGUAUGUCUACUCUUACAGAACUUGACGAAAGCAAUGUCGAACGUCCAAACAUCGAACCCACAGCAGCUACAGCCUCCAGAAGAGCAAGAGCUUGAAAUUGAGGAGUGGGUCUCUAAAGAAAGGUCCUCUGGCACGGUCGUACGAAAAGAACUCAUCAACUGGUUUGCGGAGCGGGUUCAUCAUCGAGACAGAACCGGAUACCAAGUCACGUCUGAUUACGCCGGCGAGUUUCUGCAUCGCCACCCAGACUUGGCGGGGAGGCUCAUCAAGCCUACGCCUCCAUUGCCAAAGGACGAGAGGGAAACCAUCAGGCCGUUAGCCGCCCUCCGGCGGCAGAGGAUGCAGCAGGAUCGCACGCGGAGAAUGUUUGGCGAUAACCCCCCGCCGGAGCGGCAGCCGGCUCCUUUCCCCGAGGGUGACAUUAUUCACCACAUCCAUAACCGCUACAUCAUCCGGCAUGGCAAUACUAUCACCAAGAUUACAACAAAUGUGCACGGCUUCGGCCGAAACGACACACCAAACGAAGCGGUUGCACUGCGUUUCAUAAAAGCCAAUACCACGAUCCCAGUACCCGAGGUGAUUAGCAGUGACUGGGACCGCGUGACUAUGGAGUACGUUGAGGGCCAAACGUUACAACAGGCCUGGCCAGUCCUCACGCCCAGCCAACAAUCCGGAAUCCUGGCCCAGCUUCGCGACUAUAUUGCCCAAAUGCGCUCCCUGAGCGGUACCUCUCUCGGCCGCCUCGACGGCCAGGGCGUCGUAGUCCCAAGCCUUAUGAUGGAGCGCGGGGGCGGGCCUUUUGGAUCUCUAAGGGAGUUCCACGACUGGCUGGCCAGCCCGCUGCUGCGCAAAAACGCACGCUCUAUGUACUGGCACCAAAUUACAACACAACUCGGUGCCGACUACCCUAUUGUUUUUACACAUGCUGAUAUUGCCGCGCGGAAUAUCAUGGUGCGAGACGGGCGCAUUGUUGCUGUUAUAGACUGGGAACUUGCGGGCUGGUAUCCAGAAUAUUGGGAGUACGUUUUUGCAAUGCGUGGAUUGGAUAAUGUUGACUGGGAGACAAUUGGCCAGCAUAUUCCAUCCCUCUUUGAUAAGCGCCAUGACCUAGAGUACAUUCUCUUGGGGUUCAUUCUUAAUCUUUGAUUAAGCAAACCCAAUAGUUUUACCUUAUGUUUGAGACCCUAACAUCACUUCUUCAA